Messenger RNA from Rattus norvegicus (Norway rat), 908 nucleotides. It is a transcript of the gene Rpl11, whose product is annotated as ribosomal protein L11. The transcript has 5 exons. The record is from RefSeq and is marked provisional. Gene Ontology annotation, cellular component: ribosome; nucleolus; cytoplasm. Gene Ontology annotation, molecular function: structural constituent of ribosome. Lineage: Eukaryota; Metazoa; Chordata; Mammalia; Rodentia; Muridae. Gene Ontology annotation, biological process: translation. The coding region runs from base 370 to 873 and encodes 167 amino acids.
GUUUGGUGCUGGGGAGCAUCUGCGGGUCCCUACUCAGGACUGGUGCUCGCUUGCAGACAGCUUGGGAAGGAGGAGGGCAGGUCGCGUAGGCCGAUGUUUCCUGUAGUUUGUCAUUUUAAGGUUACAUUGUAUUCUCUCCUGUCUGAUUGGCUUUCUAUAAGCUCUUGUGUCUAUUACCCAGAAACAUCGACCGCCUUAGCAUUCAGGCUUACUCAGUGCUCCUCCGCCCCAAACACUGAGACCUUUUUAGUCCUUAGUCCAUAGGAUUCGGGACCGUAGAGAUCAGACUGGAGAAGACAUUGGCUUCUCGACUUUGACGGCUGCGUUUACUCUUUUCUGCAGCAAGAUCAGGGUGAAAAGGAGAACCCCAUGCGGGAACUUCGUAUCCGCAAGCUCUGCCUCAAUAUCUGCGUGGGGGAGAGUGGAGACAGACUGACCCGAGCAGCCAAGGUGUUGGAGCAGCUCACAGGCCAGACCCCUGUGUUUUCCAAAGCUAGAUACACCGUCAGGUCCUUUGGCAUCCGGAGAAAUGAGAAAAUCGCUGUUCACUGCACUGUCCGUGGAGCCAAGGCAGAGGAGAUUCUGGAGAAAGGCCUGAAGGUGCGAGAGUACGAAUUACGGAAGAAUAACUUCUCAGAUACCGGCAACUUUGGCUUUGGGAUUCAGGAACACAUUGACCUAGGCAUCAAAUAUGACCCAAGCAUUGGCAUCUAUGGCCUGGAUUUCUAUGUGGUGCUGGGUAGGCCAGGUUUCAGCAUCGCAGACAAGAAGCGCAGAACAGGCUGCAUUGGGGCCAAACACAGAAUCAGCAAAGAGGAGGCCAUGCGCUGGUUCCAGCAGAAGUAUGAUGGCAUCAUCCUUCCUGGCAAAUAAACUUUAUCCAAAGGCCAAUAAAGUUUUCUCAGAAA